Molecule: messenger RNA, 543 nt
Organism: Ostertagia ostertagi
Lineage: Eukaryota; Metazoa; Nematoda; Chromadorea; Rhabditida; Trichostrongylidae
Source: the annotation of a GenBank genome assembly
AUGUUGCACGCGCAAUCAGCAGCCUCCAAUGGACUUAACCAGGGUUUCCCCGUGUCACUUGAAAUGCAAUUUCUCGGAAGUGAUUCCACCCGCAAAAGCGCAACUGGUAAUCUCUGCACCCCGGGUACCUAUAUUGAAAUGAAUGGCAAAGCCGUUUAUGACCAUUGCAUCAAUUCGACCUCCCCCAACUUUGCUCCAUCAGAAUGGGUGGAAGCCGAAGCAGUCGUACUUGGCGAUUCGGUGAUCUAUCACCUGGUCAACAAAGACACAGUGUUGUCCUACUUCCAUCCAAAGAUUGGAGGUGGUUUUAUCAGCGUUGGCCAGGGCUGGGCCAAUUUUGGAUUCGGUGCCGAUUCUACUCAAUGGAUGUCAAGACAGGAUCAACGCCUGGCAAGCGGUUUUAUCGCAUUGCAAGCCGAAAGUCACCCGGUAGAAUUUAAAGAUAUAGAGUUGCUAAAUCUCGAAGGCUGCAUGGACCCGGCCGCAACCAAUUAUAAAUCCUAUUUCAUAAAAGCGGACAAUAGUAAAUGCAUUUACAAGUAG